CCAGAAGCAACGGAGCACGGUACCAUACAGGAUCCAAGAAAAGCAACAUUCUCGUUCGUUGAUGAAGAUCACACUCUUGCAAAUGCUGCUAGAUUCACCUUGAAUCAAGAUUCCAUUUACUUGAAUGGUUUUUCAGGUGAUCCAGCAAGGGAGGUAUUGAAAGAUGGAUGUCAGUAUUUGAUGUUGAUGUGCCAGCAUGUUAGGAUCAACUUUUGACAAGACUGUUGGUGAUGAUAGAAAAAAAAAUCCCAUAGUAAUGGAAACAAGUAGUGAUGAUUGAAAUUUGACAUAGCUUAACCCGUAUAAUCCUGGACACAAGUUCAUUUAUAGGUAUAGUUGAACACUGCUGCAAUGUAUUUGUCUCCAUGCAAUCACUGUGAUUUAUUAUGCUCUA
Manihot esculenta (cassava) is the source of this 394-nucleotide messenger RNA. RefSeq lists its product as uncharacterized. Gene Ontology annotation, biological process: DNA-templated transcription. Lineage: Eukaryota; Viridiplantae; Streptophyta; Magnoliopsida; Malpighiales; Euphorbiaceae. The annotation marks the transcript as partial. The record is from RefSeq and is a predicted model, not a curated record. The transcript has 2 exons. Gene Ontology annotation, molecular function: protein dimerization activity.